Molecule: messenger RNA, 315 nt
Organism: Aspergillus niger
Lineage: Eukaryota; Fungi; Ascomycota; Eurotiomycetes; Eurotiales; Aspergillaceae
Exons: 2
Coding region: 1-315 (104 amino acids)
Source: RefSeq, a predicted model, not a curated record
AUGGGCGACGCUACCCAAUUCCACUGCCCCCGCCACGAUGGCCCCUACUACUCUCACAUGAUCCAAGCAAACGAAGCAAGGUCCAGUUACUACUGCUGGCUUGUAACAGCGGCCACUCGCGACGACAUGAUAACCUUCUUCAAGGGGUUUAUAAAGUACUCGAAGACGAAUAAUGGCGCGAAUAUCACCGACGUGAAACCAGUCCAUCUUGCAUGGUGGACGUUCAAUUGCCCGGGUGACGAUCAUGGGCGUGGAGGAGUUGAAGCAGAGUCGCGGGAAGAUUACUAUGACACAAUUGCGUGGAAAUGGGGGUAG